CUAAAUUAUUCAAAAAAUUCCCGAAAUUAUAGAUAAGAUCGUUUUAAUAGUUGUAAAAUAUCAUAUUGAAAAAUUAAAACGUAAAUUAUGACCGAUGAUGGUCCAUGCAGGUCUACAUUGGGUAAACUUUUUGGUUGUGUAAAUUCUGGGAUUAAUUGGAAUAUCAAUCAAAUUAAAUCAGCAUGUCCUCCGAAAAAGAAGAAAACCGAAGAGAAAAUUGAAGAGAGUAAAAAAUCAUUGGACAAAGGUUUAGACGACGCUGAUACUGCGGAUAAAAAAAAAAUACCAUACACAUCUCCUAGUGAAAUUUGUCCAACCGUUAAAUCUUGUUGCGUCAUUAAAAUGCAGGAUCCGUGUGCACCCUGUUGUUGCGAGAUGAAAUCGAAACCACCACCUUGCCCACCUACGAGUGGAUUUCAAGAACCACGUCGUCAACCAACGUGUGGUUGUGAUCUUUGUCAAAAAAAUCCUGACAAUGAGAAAUGUUGCGACAGAAAUACAGCUUUUCGCGAUAUAACCAUCGAUCCUAGAUACUUUGAGAAAGCAUAA
Messenger RNA from Colletes gigas, 549 nucleotides. RefSeq lists its product as uncharacterized. The transcript is spliced from 3 exons. Lineage: Eukaryota; Metazoa; Arthropoda; Insecta; Hymenoptera; Colletidae. The coding region runs from base 88 to 549 and encodes 153 amino acids. The record is from RefSeq and is a predicted model, not a curated record.